This is a messenger RNA of Engraulis encrasicolus (European anchovy), 11943 nucleotides long. Its product is annotated as protocadherin Fat 3-like. Gene Ontology annotation, biological process: multicellular organism development; cell-cell junction assembly; cell morphogenesis. The coding region runs from base 1 to 11943 and encodes 3980 amino acids. The record is from RefSeq and is a predicted model, not a curated record. The transcript is spliced from 59 exons. Gene Ontology annotation, cellular component: catenin complex; plasma membrane; adherens junction. Lineage: Eukaryota; Metazoa; Chordata; Actinopteri; Clupeiformes; Engraulidae. Gene Ontology annotation, molecular function: calcium ion binding; cadherin binding.
AUGCGUGUGCCUGGCCCCGCCCCUACGCUGCUAUUGGUGCUGCUGGUGACGGGCGGGGUGUUGUUGGAGGGGUCUGUUGCUGCGGAUACGGGCAAUGACGAGGCCGAGCGGAUGCUGCGCUUCACGGCGGACCACUAUGAGGUCAGCGUGUUUGAGAACUCUCCGGCCCGCACCUACGUCAGCGUUACCCCGGCGACAGCCUCCGCGACCUCUGACCCCCGCAUGGGCGUGGCCUUGCUGCGGCGCUCCUGGGAGCCGAGGUUCCGCGUCACCGGGGGCAACGGGGAGGGACUGUUCCGGGCGGAGGAGACGCGAAUAGGAGACUUCUGCUUCCUCAGGCUCCGCCUCCGUGGGGGAGGGGCUGCCAUCUUGAAUAGAGAGGUGUGUGAGCGGUACGAGUUGAAGGUCAGGGCGACCCUGAAAGGUCAUGACCUGGAGGCCACCACUGUCGUCACGGUGUCCGUUCUGGACCGUAAUGACCUCCGACCCCUCUUCUCCCCAACGACCUACUCCGCACGGAUACCAGAAGACACGCCCCCCAGGAGUAGCAUAGCACAGGUGACUGCCACGGAUGCGGACGCGGGUUCCAAUGGGCAGUUCUACUAUUUCCUGCUGCGGAAGUCUCAGCUGUUUGCUGUUGCGCCCUCUAGUGGCGUUCUCACGUUAACGCGGCCCAUAGAGGGGGUAUGGCCAGAACAGGAAGGGGCGGAGAUUAUAGAUGACGUGCUCACACUGGAGGUGGGUGCUAUAGAUCGUGGUUUGAAGCUGUAUGGCCAUAACGGCGUGUCGUCGACGGCGCGCGUUUUACUUCACUUGGACACGCCCACCAAUCGCCACGCCCCCCUCAUCACCGCGGCAACCAUACAGCCAAGCGAUGACGACCCCGCCCACUCCCAGACGGUCGCCAUAAUAACGGUAACUGACGAGGACAGCGGAUUGGCCGGCCAGAUUGGGGAGGCGUGGCUAGUCGGACGCUCAGCCAACCAGGAGCUGCAGUUCGCCCUCCUGGUGUCUUCGGGCUUCAUCUGGCCCCCUGCUGGCGUCUCGGUGACACUGCAGGCUCGCGAUCGCGGGGACCCGCCCCUAACUUCUCAGCCAAUCAGCAUCCAGCUAGAGGCCCCGCUGCCUGGCAACGCGGCCCUGACGACGCCGCGUUUCCCUGACGACGGUUACCGUGUGAGCGUGAGCGAGCUGGCGCCGCCCGGAACUCUGCUGCUGUCAAUCACCCUAACCCCGCCCCUAGAAUACCCCCACUACACUCUCUCACAGGCGCCACCAGGCCUCUUCUCCAUUGGUUCAGAGUCCGGCGUGCUGGCCACAGCGGAUUGGCUGACAGGUCUGGGAGCAGAGUUUAGUCUGGAAGUGACAGAGAGCAGCUCGGGAGCCAAGGUGACGGUUGCCGUGACGCUGUUGGAUGAAAAUGACCACGCCCCCGUCUUCAGCCGGCUCUCCUAUGAGGCGGUCGUCAACGAGAGCGUUGCCAUAGGAACCACAGUGCUGUUGUUAAGCGCCAGCGAUGACGACCAGGGGGAGAAUGGAUACAUCACAUACAGCCUGGAGGCAGGGCCUGGCCAGGGGGCGGUGCCCUUUGCCAUCAAUCAGUUCUCGGGUGCCGUGACGACGUCGGGGAGGUUGGACUUCGAGCGUCAGUCUGAGUUCCGUCUGGCGGCGAGAGCGUCUGAUUGGGGUUUCCCCGAGCGAAGAGAGGCGAGGGCCACCGUACGCAUCACCGUGCUAAACACCAAUGACGAGCCGCCUGUGUGGGGUAGGCGGGGCUGCAGCCUCGUAGUCCCGCCCCUGUGGCCCAUAGACACGCCCCUUGUGACGCUAAGCGCCCUGGACCCUGACGACCGACACACGCCAAUCAAAUACAGCAUCGUCCAAUCGGAUGAGGGCACGGCAGGCCUCUUCCUGUUACAGCCCGACACGGGACUCCUCCUACUGACACGCCCCUUAGCAACAGGCCACACCUACACCCUCCGCAUCACCGCUACCGACGGCGACCACGCCUCCGACCCCAUGACCCUCAACGUCACCGUAGCAACGAACCCUGCCACCCCAGACACGCCUACUCUCAGUUGCCAGGAGACGCAGCUGGCCCAGCGAUUGGCCGAGAAGCUGUCUCGCGGGCAACACAGGCAGGAAGUGGAAGAGGAGGGGCUACGGGGCAUCUCAGCCAACCAGGCGGCAGGGGAGGGGCUUAUGGACCUCUUCUCAGCCAAUAGGCACGCGCCUCGCUUCCUGGACGUCCCGGAAACCAUCUGGGUCCCCGAAGACACACCUGUGGGGACACGAAUACUGCAGCUACAGGUCUCUGAUGAAGACGCGGGUCUCGGCGGUCAGCUCUUGUAUUCCAUCGCCGGGGGCAACACGGACGGCUGCCUGACGGUGGGCAUGCGCAGCGGUGACAUCACAGUUUUCCGACCAAUGGACCGCGAGCGCAGGCCGCAUUACCAUGUCAACGUGACGGUGUACGACCAGGGCUCGCCCCGGCGUGGUGCUUGGACCCUCAUCGCCGUGGUUGUCACGGAUACCAACGACAACACACCGCACUUCCUCAACACACACACCUACCACACACACGUGGCGGAGAAUGCAGCUAUGGGAACUCAGGUGUUUCAGGUGUCUGCUGUGGAUGCUGACGAGGGUCUAAAUGCCGCAGUUCAGUACUCCCUCCUCAGUGAGGCGCCGUUCGCCAUCAACUCCUCGACGGGACUCAUCUUCGUGAUUGGCCAGCUGGAUCGCGAAGCCACGCCCACCUACUACCUGCGCGUGGAGGCACGAGACUCCGCCCCCGAGCGCCAAGCACAACGAGUCGCCACGGCAAGGGUGGAGGUGACUGUAACGGAUGUGAAUGACGUGGCCCCGGUGCUGGUUCCUCCCCGUGUGCGUGUGCGCGUGCCUGAGGACCUGCCACUAGGGGCGCUAGUGAGCUGGCCGCACGCCACCGACCCGGACGAGGGAGCGGGAAGCCAGCUGACCUUCGACCUCUCCAGCGAUCACAACGACACCUUCACCAUCGACACACACACGGGCGCCGUGAGGCUAAACACACCGCUCGACUACGAGACGCAGCAGGUCUACAACAUCACCAUCCGUGUGUGUGACGGAGGUGUUCCGGUCUCCUUGGUAACGGAGGGCUGGCUGGAGGUGGAGGUGUUGGAUGUGGAUGAGAACCGAUUCGCUCCCGAGUUCCCAGCCAUCGCCCUCAUUGGUCAAGUGGCAGAGGGGGGCGGGCCGGGGGGUGUGUCCGUCAUGAAGGUGACGGCGCGCGAUGACGACACCGGACGAGACGGACAGGUGGAGUAUUCCAUCCGUGGGGGGAGUGGCCUGGGAUACUUCAAUAUUGAUCAGGAAACAGGAGUCAUCUCCACCAAUGACGUUCUUGAUCGGGAAACGCAGGACUCUUAUUGGCUCGUUGUCUACGCCACUGACAUGGCCGUCGUCCCCAAGUCUGCAGUGGUGCACGUCUACAUACAGGUUGAGGAUGUGAAUGAUAACGCCCCCUUGACGUCGGAGGUGAUGUAUCACGCCACGGUGCCGGAGAAUUCGCCGAGAGACCUGUCAAUCAUUCAAAUCUCUGCCCAAGAUCCUGACGCCCCGCCCACCAACCCGGCAAGCCCCGCCUUCACAUUCCGCAUCGCUGCCGGCAACGCUCGCAACAACUUCAACAUCCAUCCACACACAGGUCUCAUCACGACUACAUCAAAGAAGUUGGAUAGAGAGCAGCAAGCUGAACAUUUCCUAGAGGUGGUGGUCUCGGACGGUACCCACCAGGCGCUGGUGUGUGUGUGUGUGUCGGUGUCGGACGUGAAUGAUAAUGCCCCUGUCUUCCUGGAGAAGGUGUUUCAUGCGCGUGUGCCGGAGCGGGGCCGCAUGUCAGCCGUGACUCGUGUUCUGGCUCGCGACCGUGACGACGGGGCCAAUGCGGCCAUCACGUACGCGGUAACCGACGGUAACCAGCACGCAAGGUUCCACAUCCACCCCAAGACGGGUCAGGUGACCGCACGCAAGACCGCCCCCGCCGGGACCUACGACAUACUCACUAUCAAGGCUGUAGAUGGGGGCCGUCCUGCUCGGUGGGCGUCGGCUAGGCUGCACGUCGAGUGGGUGGAGCCAGCAGCGUCUGACUCCGCCUCUCUGGAGUUCUCAGCGGAGCUCUACAACUUCAGUGUCGUGGAAACGGAACGCGUGGGAGAGAUAGUGGGCGUGGUCUCACUCAAGAACAGCCAACACGGCCCUGUGUGGUUCGAGAUCACUGAGGGUGAUGAGGAGGGUGUGUUCGCGGUGGACCGGGCGGUUGGAACCAUCGUCACCACGCGAGGCCUUGAUGCGGAAACACACACACACUACAACCUCACCCUUCAGGCCAGCGACGGGACACACACCACACACACACAGGUGCUAGUUAGCGUGCUAGAUGCCAACGACAGCCCCCCGCUCUUCGUCCAAUCGGUGUUUGACGUCGUGGUGACGGAGGACACGCCCCCGGGGGCGGAGCUACUGCGGGUUGCCGCGAGCGACCGUGACCAGCACGGGCUGACCUAUGACCUCCAGGGCAGCGUGGACCCCGCCAGCCGAGAGCUGUUCCGCAUCGACACACACACGGGCGCCAUACACACCACACACACACUGGACCACGAGAGCAACACGCAACACGUCCUCACUGUCAUGGUGAAGGAGUCUGUGUUUCCGUUCCGCAAGUCUCUGUGCCGCGUGCUGAUUGGUGUAGAGGAUGUGAAUGACCACGCCCCCCUCUUCACCAUGGCAACCUACGAGGGGCGUGUCUUUGAAUCAGCUGCUGUUGGCUCCGCCUUCCUCACUGUCACGGCAACUGACAAAGACCGCGGACUCAACGCACACACACUCUACAGCAUCGAGUCAGGUAACACUGGCGGUGCGUUCAGCAUCGACCCGGUUCUGGGUGCGCUCAGUGUGGCCCGGCCGCUGGACUCCUCUGUGAUUGGUCGGUACGUGCUGUCAGUCAGGGCCACAGACGCCGGGGCCCCGCCUCUCUCCUCCACAGCCGACGUACUGGUGUCCGUGACGAUGUCAGACAACGCUCCGCCCCGCUUCCCUCUUGCACUAUACCAGGCCACGUUGAGUGAGGGCGUUCCCGUGGGCACCUCGGUCGUCACGGUAACGGCCCUGAGCCGUUCCUCUCUGACCUAUCGGCUGUCAGGACCCGCCUCUUCCUCCUUCAGCAUCGACCAAUACAGCGGCAGCAUUGUCACGCGAGGGCCAAUCGACUUCGAGCAGAGGCGGGCCUUCAGCCUGACGGUGGUGGCGGCCGACGUGGUUGGUCGAGAGGCCGUCUCCACGGUGACCGUCACUGUGCUGGACGUCAACGACAACGCGCCUCACUUCCUGGUCAGCCGUUACCGAGGCAACGUGAGCGAGGGGGCUGCGCCCGGAACACUGGUGAGCGAUGGCCAAUCAGGCGGGCCGCUGCUGCUCUUGGCCAAUGAUGCGGACUCAGAGCAGAACGGCAACGGGCAGCUGGCCUAUGAGAUUGCGGACGAGAAGGCCCGCCCCUUUUUCACAGUCGACAUGGCAACAGGAGCCCUCCGCACCACCGCCCAACUCGACCACGAAGACACACCCACACACACCUUCCAGGUGAGCGUGCGUGAUCGCGGUCGCCCGUCUCGCUGGGGGGGUUUGGCCUGGGUGACAGUAGACGUCCUGGAUGAGAAUGACACGCCCCCUUCCUUCAGCCAACCAGAGUACAGCGCCUUGCUGCUACUGCCCACCUAUCAGGGAGUAGAGAUCAUCACUCUGCCCGCCCACGACCCCGAUACCCACCAAUCACAGCUCAGAUUCAGCCUGACUGACGGCAACGGAGGCGGGCGCUGGGCCAUCGGGCAGGAGACAGGGGUCCUGAGCGUGCAGAAUGCGAGUGGCUGGGAGGCGGGGCUUCAGCGCUUGGGCGUGGCCGUGAGUGACGGGCGCUUCUCCAGCUCCGCCCAAGUGACGGUUGCCGUGCAACAGGCCCAGGGAGGGGCGGAGCUUCGCUUUUCGGAGGCAGAGUUUGUUGCCACAGUGGCAGAAAACAAGGCGGGGCCUCAGCUGGUUAGCGUGGUGACAGCAGUGGGCGGCAAGCUGAACGAGCCAAUCAGGUUCUCCCUCCUCAAUGGAGGAGGGCUCUUCACCAUAGGCUACACCUCUGGCGCCGUCGAAACCAAAGUGGGCGUCGCCCUGGACAGAGAAGAGAGGGCUGAACAUCGGUUGGUGGUGCAGGUGUCUCGUGUGGGAGAUCCCCUUCGCGUUGCCCGGGCGACGGUUCACAUCACGGUAACCGAUGACAACGACAACACGCCUCUCUUUGUCGGCCUGCCUUACUACGCUGCUGUGCAGGUGGACUCCGCUCCCGGUGCGGUGGUGUGUGUGGUGUCGGCUGUUGAUUUGGAUUCGGGUCCAAAUGGAGACGUCAGUUACUUCCUGUCCGAGGAGAGUAGUCCCGCCCCCUUCCUGAUGGACGCGGAGAGCGGCCAAUUGAAACUCAGCAGGCCCUUUGAGCCCGACCUGUCCAACGCCGAGUACCAGGUGGUGGUGUUUGCGCGUGACCAUGGCGUGCCUCCUCUCUCCUCCUCGGUGAGUUUCUCGGUUGCCGUGGUGAAUCGAGCGAUGCCCGUCUUCGACAAAGCCUUCUACAGCGUCAGGGUCAGUGAGGACGUGCCUGUGUCCACUCCCAUUCUGGGCAUCAACGCCAGUUGUCCGGAGGGCCAGAGAGUUCUAUACACACUCACACACACACACACACACCCGCGCGCUCACACACACACGCGACCCGCCCCCACGGCCAUCGAUGCCCCGCCUCUUUUCUCCAUCGGCUUCGAGACGGGCGUGGUGAGCGUCGCAGCGCCAUUGGACCAUGAGACAAGCCCCUCCCACCGACUGGUUGUCCGGGCAACAGCGGGCGUGUCUGGAGCGCAUGCGGAGGUGGAGCUAGAGGUUACCGUGGGAGACGUCAACGACAACACGCCAACAUUCCGGAACCCCAACCCUCGCGCACGCGUCCCUGAGAACGCCAUGAUAGGAACACCUGUCAUACAGGUGUCUGCAGUUGACCUGGACUCUGAUAAGAACGGUGUGGUGCGCUACCAGUUGCUACCAGACGGGGGCGAUGGUGAGGACUGGUUCCACCUGGACGCUGUGUCGGGUCUUCUCCUGACUGCGCGGCGUCUGGACCGCGAGCGCGUGUCUCGCGUGCGUCUGCGCGUGCGUGCGAGCGACCAGGGCUUCCCCGUGCCGCGCGUUGCCACGGCGACCGUCUCCAUAGAGAUCGGGGACGUGAACGACAACGCGCCGGCGUUCGGUCAGCUGCUGUACGAGGCACGCGUCACAGAGGGGGCGUCGCCCGGGCAACCAAUCACACGCGUCCUCGCCUCAGACGCCGACCAGCAGGACACGCCCCUUAGAUACGCCCUGCUGCCGGGGGAGGGGCGGGGGCUGUUUAGACUCCACCCCCUCACCGGAGUUCUCACACUCGGGGAUGAGUGGCCCAGCACACCUGGCACAGGUGCGCGUGUCUCCUCGGACGUCUUCUCCCUGGACGUGAGUGUGUCUGACGGCGUGUUGACAGGCGCUGCGCAGGUGCACGUCUUUGUGGAGCGCGUCAACACACACUCACCCGUCUUCUCUCACUCCGUUUACGAGGCCACCGUGACCGAGAACAGCAGCCCAGGGUCAAAGGUCAUCACCGUCAGGGCAACAGACAACGACCCCGGACUCCUCGGACAGGUAACCUACCGGCUGCUCGGGGACGUGGCCCGGUCCUGGCUGAGUGUCCAUCCCUCCUCCGGCCUGGUUACCACGGCGGCGCGUCUGGACCGGGAGCUGCUAGGAGACCAGCUGGAGGCGGGGCUGGUUGCCGAGGACGGCGGCGGUCGCCAUGGUUACUGCGUCCUGCGAAUCAGUAUCCUGGAUGUCAACGACAACACGCCGCACUUCAGAGCAGCCGAGUACAGAGUCAGCAUCAGCGCACACACACCAGCUGCCUCUCUACUCACACAGGUGGUUGCUACAGACGCGGACUCGGGUGCUAACGCCCGAUUGGCCUACAGUCUGUACAGCGAGGCCAGCCAGCCAAUCACGGCUCUGCUGGACAUCGACACCGACAGUGGUUGGCUGGUGGUGCGUUCGGGGGCAGGCCUUAGGGCCCACGAGGGGCGUGUCUUGUCCUUCUUUGUGAAGGCAGCGGACGCCGGAUCUCCAGCCAAUCACGCGCUAGUACCAGUAUACGUACACGUGCUGGGACACACCCCCCCUAACCUACGCUUCCAACAACCACAGUACUCCUUCUCCGUUCCAGAGGACACGCCCAUCGGCUCCAUAGUGGGCGUGGUCAAACUACAGUCCCCGCCUCCCGGAGUGCAGUUGAGCGUUUCAAUUGGCCAGACGGAAGAGAGCAACAGCGAGGGCUUAUUUGUGAUUGGUCCGGACGGUGGUGUGAACGGGCUCCUUGUGUAUUCCAUCGUGGCCGGCGACCGCGAGAAGCAGUUUGUCAUCGACCCAAUGACCGGCCAGAUCCAACUCAACAAGGAAGUGGACAGAGAGACCGUGAUGUCCUACCAGCUGAGUGUGGGUGCUCGUGAUUCAGGUUCGCCACCUCUCUCCUCGACUGCGAUCGUCAAAAUCGAGAUCUCAGACAUCAACGAUAACGCCCCCACCUUCACACUGACCAACCACAGCGCAGUAAUACAGGAGAAUGCUCCGGUCGGUUCCAGUAUUCUUCAGCUGUCCGUCACAGAUCGUGACUCCUCCCCCAACGGAGCUCCCUUCCUGUUUCUCAUCCAAUCAGGGAACGAGGGGAAGGAGUUUCACCUGGACAAGGAGGAGGGGCUACUGAGUUCCAAUCAGAUCUUCAGGAGAGACGUAGCAACCGAGUACACCUUACACAUCCAGGUGUGGGACUCUGGGCGGCCAUCUUUGUCGUCGGGGACGACCGUCGUGGUGCGAGUCAUUGAGGAGAGCGUGCACCCCCCCUCCGCCCUGCCACUCAAGGUGCACAUUGUGGCCAUGGAGGAUGAGUUUCCAGGAGGAGUGAUUGGCCAAAUCCAGGCGACUGACAGUGACACUUUUGACGUCCUAACAUUUGGCCACGCCCACCAACACAACAGCCUCUUUAAGGUGAGUCCUCAGGAUGGGCGUGUGUUGGCGCUGAGUGGGCUGGACGUGGGCACCUACUCUCUCAACGUCACGGUGAGUGAUGGGCGGUUCUCGGUGGGCGUUCCCGUGAGCGUGCACGUGGAGGGAGUCUCACCUGAGAUGCUCCUGCAGGCCGUGACUUUGCGUUUCGAUCGCGUGGCUCCGCCCACCUUCUUGCUCCGCCUCCCUGAACUGCGACUGCGAUUGGCUGCUGCCAUGGCGACGGCCCGCCCCCAGCUUCUGCACGUGCUCAGUCUGCAGCCGGUGGAGACGGGUCAGCUGGACCUGCUGGUCGCCGUGGAAACGCCAGACGGAGGAUUCUACAAGGCGGCCUACGUAGCGCAGAAACUAGCGGCCGCGCGCAGAACACUCGACCAGGUAUUACGUGUGUCUGCUAUCCUUGAUAAGAACUGCUCCUCUCUGGACUGUCGUGAGGCGGCGUGUGAACAGCGUUUGGAGUUGGACUCCCACGACAUGCUCACACACAGCACCCACACACUCACACACACACUCUCAUACGUCACGCCUCGCUUCCUCAGACACACACGCUGCGUCUGCACAGAGGGUGUGUGCGUGGGAGAGGUGGGUGCGAGUGUGUGUGAGGGUGUGUGUCCUCAAGAUAUGAGGUGUGUGUCUUCUCCGGGGUCGUCUGAUUUCAGCUGCCAGUGUCCACCGGGAAAACAGGAGUGUGCAGGCCACUCCUCGUUGAGUUUUAGUGGCAGCAGCUUCAUCCAAUACGGCGUCUCGGAGAGCGUGGGGGGCGGGACCAUGCGUGUCAGCCUGCGAAUCAGAACGCUGCAGAGUUGGGGCAUCAUCAUGUACACACACACACACGCCUGCACACAGCUCAAGCUGGAGCAGGGUGAGUUGUGGUUUCAGGUGGACUGUGGCGGCAGUAGUGGGCUGCCUGACCUGGGCAUAUCCGGUCGACCAAUCAACGACGGGCGUUGGCAUCACGUGACCGUGGAGCUCCGCCUGAACCACAGCAGCCUCUCAUUGGACGACAGUUACGUGGAGCAGAGGCGGGGCCGGACGCUGAAGCCACUCCCCCCUGGCCCUGACUCCUAUUGGCUACUGGUGUUUGGGGCGGGGCCGGAUGUAGAUGUGGGUGUGGCCAGAGGGCUGCAGGAGAGGCGUGAUAGGCUGGCUGGACUGGAGGAGAGACGUGAUAGGCGGCCGGCCAGCCUGACCCCACCCGUCGGGGCGGGGCCUGUGACAUCAUCAGGGGCGGGCUUUCAGGGCUGUCUGGACGCUCUCCAGUUAAACGGUGUGGAGCUCCCCCUUCAGGACAAGAGAAGCGUAGCGGCUCGCGUCUUGAGACACGCCCACCUGACUCUGGGCUGCUCAUUGGCUCCCGACGCCUGUCAAUCACAGCCCUGUCGCAACGGGGGAACAUGCAGUAGCCAACCAGGAGGAGGUUUCUGGUGUAGCUGUGGUGUGUUCUUCACGGGUGCUCAGUGUGAGACGGAGCUGAGUGUGUGUGUGCCGAACCCCUGUAAGAACGCUGGCCAGUGCCGGGCGCUAGGCAACGCCUUUCUCUGCAGCUGUAGAAGAGGAUACACAGGACUCACAUGUGAAGAGGAUGUCAACGAGUGCGAGGGGGAGGAGUGUGAGAAUGGGGGCGUGUGCGUCAACACCUUCGGUUCCUUCUUCUGUAACUGCUCCUCCGGAUUCGUUGGCCGGCUCUGCAGGCUCCGCCCAGUCCUCGUACCUGACAUGCAGGCUGGCCCCGCCUACCUGGGCAGGGAGGAGCUUAUCGGCAUGGCGACGGUGCUGUCCCUCAUCCUGCUGCUGGUGCUCCUAUUCGUCGGCCUGAGGAAGCGCGUCGUGUUCCGCAAGAGUCCGUCCCGAUUGGCCCUCGACCCUGCGGCCGCCGCCCUCCUGCACAAGGCCAACGGAGCGUUCCCGCCGCCGCACACACACUCGCACACACACACGCUGCCGCACACACACUCGUCCACCGUCUUCCCCGAGGGGGGGCCCCCCUUGCCCCCCCAGGUGCCCGUGCGACCCAUGGCCUACACGCCCUGUUUCCAGGGCAACGAGGCGUUGUCGUCGCGAGGGGGUCUGGCCGGAGCCGGUGCUGGGGGGGAGGGGCUUGAGAUGAGUUCCUUCCUGCCCACCACAGAGCCGUCGCCGCGGAUACUGGGCGGAGUCGGAGUGGGAAGCGGAACGUUGAGGCGGGGCGUGGUGGUGUGUAGUGUGGCGCCCACACACACCCUCACACACACGCACACAGGGAGUGUGUCUGAGGUGCAGUCUCUCAGCUCCUUCCAGUCCGACUCUGCUGACGACAACGUGUACCACUGGGACACGUCUGAUUGGAUGCCGGCGUCGCGCCUGCCAGACAUCGAGGAGGUCUCAGCCUAUGAGAACACAGAGAGCUGUGUUGCCAUGCCCACAGGGGCGGAGCUAGAGACCGACUACUACCUGGGCGGGGCCUAUGACAUCGACGAGAGCCCGCCCCCGCAGGGGGAGGAGCUACAGGAACUCUCUCCACCAAUCAGCAGUGGCGGUGAGCAACCGGGCUCGGCCAAUACCACGCUGAGUAGAGGCCAGAAGGCCCGCCCCCAGUUCCACCCCAGCCAAUACCUGCCCCCGCACCAGCUGCCACUCACAGACCCAGCAAAUCACGACACAGAGGAGGGGGAACAGCAGCUGUCAAUCAUCCCAGACUCCGCCUCCAAGCUGUCAAUCAACACUAACUCCGCCUCCGACCUCUCCACGCCCUGUUGCUAUGGCGACUCAGAGACUGACAGCCUGGAGGAGAUGCAACAGCAGACUGAAGUCUGA